AAAUAUUUUUUUCAACAUUUUCAUCAAUCUAAAAUGUUCUAUUCCUUAUUCUAUAUGAAUUACUAAAGAGAACAUGUGUGUCAAGGCUAUUGACACACAUGUAAGUCGUUAACUACUGGCAUACAGUUUUGUUGAUUCGGGUCGUCUCUCUCUCUCAAUGUUAGUGUAGUUCUACUAAACCUUACCUCCGUUUUUUUAGUGUGUCCUGUUAGUAUUAGUAUGUUUCUUCAUCCAUACUUGUUUAUCUAGGGUAUCUUUCAGGUAGAUGUACUGUUUUUGUAUAGAAUCGUGUGGAGAUUGCAUUGGCAGCUCUGCUGUAGAGGUGGAGGUGCUGUGUGUGUGUAAAGCCUGGCUCUGACCUAUUGUGCAAUAAAGUCUGCUAGUUAGAUUAUUAUAUAAACUAAUCAUCUUUGGGUUUCAGAUUCCUAUGUUGUUGUUCUUUUAAAUCCCACAUGAGGGUGGUGCCUGUAACCACUUCCACUGGUGUGAUAGAUAAAAAGAUGCAAUGUCCACCCACAGGAAUCCUCCACCUCCCCUCAUAAUCCUCACACUGGCCCUUCUCAAUGGAUACUCCUCCUUCGCUGCACCCUCUGACGUCUCAGGGACCAACCACACAGCCACCCUUCCUCUAAGGCCACAUGGACGCAUGUAUGAAAUGUUGGCGCUCUCCUCAAAUGAUGACUAUGACCUGAAUUGGGACAACACUCCACCCCCGCCUACUCCCUCACGUGGCACCAAUCCUCCGUCCUGUGACUACAACCCCUGCCGGGAGCUACAGACCCCCUGUGCCCAGCUGGCAGCCUCCAGCAGCUGCCUGUGUCCAGGGGUGAGUGGGCCCCACGUGGCCCCAGAGCCUCCAGACCUUAAGAGACUGUCUAUGGAAGGGCCAGGGGUGGUUGUUCAGUGGUGUGCACCAUCGUCUGUUGUGACCCAUUAUGAGGUGGUGGUGGGUACCCUGGAGCCCCUGGUGUUUGGGGAGGACAAGAGGAGUGGUGUUGUGGGAAAGGUGGGGCAGGGGGUGGAGGUGUGUGUGGUGGCGGUGAAUGACGCAGGAGUCAGCGAGCGUCAGAGGCGGUCCUGUACGAUGUACCAGCCCCCUGGAGACAGUAGUCUGGCCCUAAAAGCUGGGCUGAUCGGAGGGGCCCUGGGGCUCCUGCUGCUCCUCUCACUGGCUGUCCUGCUUUGGAGGCACAGGGCUCGGAGAAAAGCAGAUGCCAGGAUCACCCAGGCCACGGAGGAAACACUAUGAAAGGACUGAAGGAAGGCUAUGGUGGAGGCUAACUCAAGAGUAGCUGUCCAGAACUGAGGCAUAUUUUACCAUAAGAGACUGUUGUCUGUCUGUCUGUCUGUCUGUCUGCCUGUGCGUGUGUGUACACGUACUGAACAGGAUGCUGAGUAGGCCUGUGCUCACCGAAAGGCAGGAGGCACUCAGUCAGUCAGGUGAUAUGAAACAGCUUCCUGUCUUCUAUACACAUCUCAAUUCAAACAAUGACUCAUCUCCUUUUGCUGACUUCAUCUGCAUUCACAGCCCAGAUUAAAUGCUAAAGCAAAUACAUUCAAAAUGAAACAAGAUGCAGGUAACAUAACAUAAUAUAAUUAAAAAAUAUUAAAACAAUGA
Oncorhynchus tshawytscha (Chinook salmon) is the source of this 1618-nucleotide messenger RNA. Its product is annotated as leucine-rich repeat neuronal protein 4. Lineage: Eukaryota; Metazoa; Chordata; Actinopteri; Salmoniformes; Salmonidae. The coding region runs from base 506 to 1249 and encodes 247 amino acids. The transcript is spliced from 2 exons. The record is from RefSeq and is a predicted model, not a curated record.